Molecule: messenger RNA, 927 nt
Organism: Arabidopsis thaliana (thale cress)
Lineage: Eukaryota; Viridiplantae; Streptophyta; Magnoliopsida; Brassicales; Brassicaceae
Product: DnaJ/Hsp40 cysteine-rich domain superfamily protein
Exons: 3
Coding region: 237-701 (154 amino acids)
Cellular component (GO): chloroplast
Source: RefSeq, marked reviewed
AAUUUAUUGAUUACUGUCACGUCCCAUCCUUUUUGAUGUUUAUGGGCUCGGUUUAGAUACCCGGAUAUCUUACCGGUAUAGUCCGGUUAUGGGACCUCAACGAAAACUGAGACAUAUGAACGGCGAUCCCUCCAAAGUUAUCACCUACCUUCUCCAAUCUCUUUUCGAUUUCGAAUUUUCCAUCUUUCGAUUCUCAGUAGUUUCGUCUCAAUUUCAUAAUUCCAUUGUAGCCGAUAAUGAAUUCCGCUUUAGAUUUUGCUUUUCCGGCUACAUUUCCGGUUAAAUCGAGUUCUGUUGGCGGACAUCGGAUUGCUUCCCCUGGAUUCAGUUCCCGCUUAAGAUUGUGCUCUCUUCCUCCUUCUUCAUCUAUCAAGGCUGAGUCAUGUUUAAAAAGAGACGUGCACAGGCAAAGAAGCAGUCUUGAGUCAAUGUUCUGUUAUGAUAAACCAAUACCAGAGGAAAUAAUCGAGGAGCCAGUUGGAUUAUCCAUGUCAGAGAGAGAGAUUGGUGAUAAUCAGCGUUGCACUUGUUGUGAAGCUAAAGGUGCAUUGCUUUGUUCCACUUGUUCUGGAACUGGUCUAUAUGUAGAUUCCAUUAUGGAGAGUCAAGGCAUCAUUGUUAAAGUCCGUUGCUUAGGUUGUGGUGGAAGUGGUAAUAUUAUGUGCAAACUUUGUGGUGGGCGUGGUCACGUAGGACACUGAUGACUCCGUGUUUCACUUGUUUGCACUCAUGGUUCUGUUUUACCUAUUCGCCACUUUUUCUAGCUCUGAUCUUAUUGUAAAAGCCUACUUUUUUGAGUUCCAUACAUAGAUUUGUGUUCUUGUACUGAUGUAAUCUCUAGCUAAACUAUGCACAAUCUUGUCCCAGACUAUUCAUUUUCUGUUGUUAUAUAAAAUGGUUUCCUAAGUGGCUGUGACUAAACCAUGA